Molecule: messenger RNA, 1380 nt
Organism: Phytomonas sp. EM1
Lineage: Eukaryota; Euglenozoa; Kinetoplastea; Trypanosomatida; Trypanosomatidae
Source: the annotation of a GenBank genome assembly
AUGGAUUCUGAAGAAAGCAAGGGGGAUGUUAAGAUGGUCGUGAACUCAAAUGAGCCGUCACCAAACAAUUCAGCAUCCUAUCAAGACACAUUGCGUUUCCGUACAUGGCGCAAACACACUCGGGACCUUUAUCAAAGCCUGUUUCACAUCGACCUUGUCUGGGAAACUCCAGCUGCGCAGCUCAUGCCGUACGUCACUAAAAAGGGGGAUGUCACUACCAAUACCAUACUCUGUGGGACGCGUACCGGCGGGCAGGAGCAGGCUUAUCUUCACCUUCUUAACGCCACACUUCCGAGUAACGCCAGCAUCUUGGAUAGUGCUGAACGACCUUAUUGCGAUGCUACAGGCGAAGUGGGCGGUUAUGGAAUGGCGCCUAGCACGUGUAACCUUCGGGUGGAGCGCCGGAUUUUGCACGACGGUGACGUCCUAGCCGCACGUUACAUGUAUGCAAAUCCACUUCUUAUUGCAUCUGCAUCCAGCAAUGGGGCGGUUUACAUCUUUGACUGGUCGCGCGUCUCGCUUAAUCGGUUUCCGAAUGACCCUCCUCGCCCACGGGCGCCCCUACCCCCGAACGAACUGAGCAGCAAUCCCAGCGAUGAGGAGCGCAUCAAUUACCAAAAGCGUAUGCGUGCGCUCAACGCGAUUAUAGCAGAACAGGACCGUUGGGACCGUCGACGUGGCCCGGGCCAGCACGUCCUCACGCUGGUUGGUGGCAAGGGUCCUUCUGAUAACUUGGACUGGAGUACGUCACAGGACGGCAUGCUGGUCUCUGGUUUCCAAGGGAGGGUGUGCGUAUGGAAGGUUGGUAACCUCUCCAAGGAUGAUCCGCACACGGUGGAACCAUGUGAGACGUUUCGUUACGAUGGCGAGGAAGAUUGCCGAAUCACCUCGAUAAAGUUCUUGUGGAAAUCCGAUAAUGAAUUUGUCUGCACUACAACAAGUGGGAAUGUGUUUUACAAUGACCUGCGCACACAAAACUCAACUGAAAUCUUUUCUUUACCAGAAGAAGCUACCGCGCUGGCAGUGUCGCCGCUGGACUCCAAUCUGCUCCUUAUAGGAAGUCAAGGUGGCGAGGUGUUUCUGUUUGAUUUGCGCCAAAGCUCAUUGCCACUGCGUUUGGAACAGCUUCAUGAAGGCGAGGUGACAACGUUGGAGUGGUGUCCCCACUCCCCGCAUCUUUUUGCUUCUGGUGGUGUGGACCAGAAUGUUUGUAUUUAUAACAAAAAACGCGGGAAAUUACUCUUUAAGCACGCAGGUCACACGGAUAGCAUCAUGGACCUCGGCUGGAACUGGCAAACAGAUAAUGCCGGUCAGCUUUUAUCAGCUGAUAGUAAUGCAUUAAUGUUGUGGCGUCCGCGAGAUUAUUAUUUCUGCACAUAG